AUGUUACACCAUUUUUAAUAAUUGUAAAAUAUUUGGAUUAGAAAAAUUAUUUUUAUAAAAUGGCAAGUAAUUGUAAAAAAAUUAAUUCCAAUAAUAAUAAUUUAUCAAAUGAUUCCUACAAAAGCAUUAGAGCAUUUAGAAGAAUUAUUAAAGCCUAUUUAUGAUUUGAGUAUUUUCAAGAUAAAGAAUAAUAAUUUUUGGGAAACUCAAAUUUCUUUAUUGAUAAAUACAAUUUUUGAAAAUUGUAACAAACUCUUAAUAUAUAAAGACAAUUAUUACAAAAUUAUAAAAAUGAUGAAAAAGAGAAAGUUAUGA
Paramecium sonneborni is the source of this 315-nucleotide messenger RNA. The record is from the annotation of a GenBank genome assembly. NCBI's taxonomy places the organism in Eukaryota, Ciliophora, Oligohymenophorea, Peniculida, Parameciidae.